Messenger RNA from Spirometra erinaceieuropaei, 3090 nucleotides. The record is from the annotation of a GenBank genome assembly. NCBI's taxonomy places the organism in Eukaryota, Metazoa, Platyhelminthes, Cestoda, Diphyllobothriidea, Diphyllobothriidae.
AUGCUGCGGGAACUUUUUACGCAAAUAGAGCUAGGUGAUCAGACACCUUCCCAGCUCAUGCGUCACAUGCGCUCACUUCUCGCUGGUAGGCACAUGGACGACGCCAUUUUUCGCGAGAUUUGCUUAGAAAAGAUACCGGUGCCAAUGCAACAGAUUUGGGCUAUGUUGGACUCGAAUACACCCUUAGAUAAGCUAGCUACCCACGCUGACAGAAUCCAAGAGUGUUACCCCAUUGGUGCCUCGUGUUGCAAUAUUCAACAGCCCCCGCCUUCCAAAGGCAAGCCCCAUCAUGACAUUGACUCUGAUUCAGAAGGUCCAGCAUUAUCAUAGCACGACAUUCCCUAUACGGAAAAAGCACCAAGCUGUUGCACAACCCGACGAGCGCCCACAUCAGCCGGUCCUCCUAGAACACCCACCGACGCUUAUCGCACCGAUUACGACGACAUAAGAGACACUGUGCGCCUCCUUUGCACUCAGGUGAGCAACAUGUGCUCUGCUCUUAACGGUCUUCAACCGGCUAGAAAACAUCCAUACUCACAUUGGCGGUCUAAAUCCCGUGAGCGGCGUUCACAACCAUUAUGUUGGUAUCAUCGCACUUAUGGCCCGAAAGUGCAUAACUCCUUGUUCGUUCGCUCGUCCUUCCCAGUUAAACGACCACGCCAGCCAGUAAUUUUGACGACUGCUGCUGGCCCGUCGCGACCCAGUCGCCUUUUCUUUAUCAACGACAAGUCGAGCGGCCUCCGUUUCCUUGUUGGUACCGGUGCCGAGGUCAGUGUCAUCCCGCCUCUAAGGCGUCACCGCCUCAAGCCUUCGCAAUUCUCAUUGAAGGCUGCAAAUAGCACCACAAUCAGCACCUACGGCCAACGGUCCCUCACUUUAGAUCUUGGUCUCCGGCGACGUUUCCAAUGGGUCUUUAUUGAGGCUGACUUCAAAGCGCCCAUUAUCGGAGGCGACUUUUUGUCAUCUUUCGGCUUAACAGUCGAUUUCAGACACCGUCACCUCACAGACACGGCCACCCAACUCUUUACUAUAGGUACCAUUAGCUCUGAACGUUCGGUAGGCAUUCAUCUCAUCAUCCCCAGCACCCCUGUAGCUGACAUUUUGAAGGACUACCCGUCCAUCACUAAACCAUGUCAUUUUACCGAAACCGUUCAACACGGAGUGAAACACCACAUUGUCACGGCAUGGAAAUCAGUGCACGCUCGUCCGCGUAGACUCCACACUGAGAAGCUCCGAAUAGCAAAGAAUGAAUUUGAACAUAUGAUGAAUCUGGGCAUUAUACGCCCUUCAUCUAGCCUAUGGGUCUCACCGCUUCACAUGGUGCCAAAGAAGUCAUCUGACGAUUGGAGACCGUGCGGUUAUUAUCGAGCCCUAAACAGGUCCACAAUUCCUGACCGGUACCCCAUUCCCCACAUUCAUAACUUUUCCCACAUGUUAGCCGGUAAAACUAUUUUUUCCAAGAUAGACCUCGUCAGGACGUACCACCAAAUCCCGGUCGCUGAGGAAGAUAUCCCAAAGACCGCUAUCACGACACCCUUUGGGCAGUUCGAAUUUAUUCGCAUGCCUUUCGGUUUGCGCAAUGCUCUCCAGUAGUUUAAUCGCUUUAUCGAUGAGAUCUUGAGGGCCCUUCCAUUCGCUUACGCCUACAUCGACGACAUACUCGUUGCAAGUUCUUUGGCAGAGGAACAUGCCUCGCAUUUACGCCUCAUAUUCGAUCGUUUCCGGCAACACGGUGUGCAAGUAAACGUCGACAAAUGCGUUUUUGGCGUUAAUUCUCUCGAUUUCCUUGGCCAUUACGUCGAUCAGCACGGAAUCACUCCACUUACAGAGAAGGUGCAAUGCGUCUUGUCUUUCCCUGUUCCCAACACACUCACUCAGCUGCGACGUUUCAUAGGCCUUAUCAACUAUUACAGACGUUUUAUUCCCCAUUGUGCGGCAAUCCUGGCUCCCUUGAUUGACCUUUUGAAGUCGAAAGCAAAACCUAUUGAACUUUCACCGGCAGCCCAUACAGCUUUUGAGGAAGCGGAGAAGGCUCUUGUCGAUGCCACCAUGCUACACCACCUUAGCUCUGACGCUCAUGCACAGCUCAUUCUGACCACUGACGCUUCCAGCAGUGCUGUCGGCGCAGUCUUGCAUCAACAGGUGAAUAACCAGUUGCAGCCUUUAGCUUUCUUUUCACAGAAGCUACAACCGGCGCAGACUCGCUACAAUACUUUCUCUCGCGAGCUCCUUGCCGUCUACUUGGCCAUACGUCACUUUCGACACCAUUUAGACUGCAGAGACUUUUCGGUCCGCACCGACCACAAACCUCUCACUUACGCCCUCAAGGCCAAGCUAGAUCGCUACUCGCCCAGGGAAGUUCGUCACCUGGACUAUAUAUCGCAGUUAACUGCAGAUAUCCGCCACGUCCGAGGCAGCGACAAUGUCGUUGCUGAUGCAUUAUCCCGUCCGAACAUCAACACACUCACAUCCGAUUUCGACCUGACGAAGCUUGCAGACCUCCAAACCGCAGACGAGUCCAUCGCGGACUUUCGUACGUCUACUGCUCUGCAGCUUCGAGAUGCACCACUUCCUGCGUCACCAGGUACGAUUUUGUGCGAUUGGUCCACAGGCACCCCUCGUCCUGUUGUUCCACUAUCCUAUCGUCUUUGGCCGAAGAUGAAUUUCGACAUUGCUCUUUGGACCAAACAGUGUCUCGCAUGCCAGAAGAACAAGGUGCAUCGACACACCUUCUCCCCUCCAAGUACCUUUGCGGUCGCGGACGUUCGAUUUAAUCACGUUCACUUGGAUUUAUUCGGACCGUUACCCCCUUCACAUGAGUACACACAUAUCCUGACGGCAGUUGACCGUUUGACACGAUGGUCGAUUGCCGUUCCUAUCUCGGAUACCUUGGCAGAAAAUAUCGCCAUAGUUUUUCUGUCCCGCUGGAUGUCAACUUUUGGUGUUCCAGCCACCCUUACCACUGACUGCGGAAGUCAAUUCCAAGCUAGCCUCUUCCGUGAGUUCACCAGACUGCCCGGGUAUGCGCACAUCACAACCACGGCAUACCAUCCUGCCUCCAUCGGCCUCGUUGGGGGUCUACACCGCUAA